UCGACCUCCCGCUGUGAAGGUGGCCUCAAAGCUUGCUUAAGGUACAUCGAAUCCAGCUAAUUUUUUUUACAUCGCUGGUAUUGCGUACCUUAAGCUGACCUUCCCCUGUAAUGUGGACCUGGCCUCAGUCUGAAAGCUUAAGAUUUGAAUGCUGCAUUUAUCUUGUGGUGGCCCUCUGUAUAGGAGUGAAUUUUACCAUGUACGUUUAAACAGAGAGAAACUUCAUAACCUCUCACCUACUUAAAUUGUGUAACUGCCAUGCACUGUAAUGUAGGCUGCAUAAAUCUUUUUUACUUUCAUGUUGGAGCCAGUUGUGGCUGACAGACAAUCCAUAGCGCAAUUCAGCACAUCCUGUAAGUAACAGUAGAGUGGCAAUUGCUUAUGAAACUGAAUCUAACAGGCAAAGGUAUUCAAACAGAAAUUAAAUUUAAGUGCAACAGACUAUUUGUUUCAUGCUUGAAGACUCUGGCUUUGAAAAUCGAAGCAUAAAUAUUUUUGCCAUAUUGAUAAAGUAGCACAAGACAGCCAUUAUUCUGGGCCAAUGUUGUAUUCUACUGCUGCCAUCUCUUUUCAAACAGAGUUUUCUUAAUAAGUCAAUUGCAGUAUGUAAAGAUUUGCUAUAGGGUGGUUGUUGUUUUUUAAUUUAGAAGACAUUUCCUUUGGUCUAACAUAGCGGUGAGCAAUAACCAGCCCGCAGGACAGAUGCAGUUCCCCAGGGUAAGCCCUUGGCAGGCCACUGCCACUUUAUUUACCUGAGCCUCCGCAGAUACAGGCACUUGCAGUUCCCAUUAGCUGUGGAUCACUGUUCCUGGCCAAUGGGAGCUGUAGGAAGUGGUGUCCUAGUUUGCACUGCUUCCUGCAGCUCCCAUUGGCUGCAAAUGGCAACCUGCAACCAAUAGGAGGUACAGGUAAAUAAAGCAGCGGCAGCCCAUCAAGGGCUAACCCUGGCAAAUUACCUCUGGCAUAUUGCCCAUCUCUCAUCUAAUGUAACAUAAGUGUUUAGAUUAUGUCAGUGACUGUUCUCCUCUACCCCUUAAUAUAUUAAUGUGGGGUACAGUUGCUCACAUUGGAGGCAGGGCUUGGUGUAUCAUGGCCAUAUUUUUAUGACGAUACUUUCUGUACAAAAGCUGUUUUUCUGUUUUAUGUGAUCAGAGACUUGGAUAUUUCUGAAACCAAUUGAAAUAUUUUUAUACUCUUGAAUGUUUAGGAUCACAGAAAAUUUACUUUUCCGUCUUUUUAAUUAAAGAAGUUAGUUUUUGAAAGCUUGUUUUGAUCAGUCCAUUUCCCUUGCCUGUAGCACUGAUAUCUACUAUAGAUAAGUGUUGUUAGCUUUUUUUACAUUAGGGGACUGUACUCCAAAGAUUCUGAAAUUGUUGUAAUGGACUUAAAAUUGUGCCUAAAUCUAGAAAAAGAGGAGUUACUUCAGCUGAUGGAGCAUUUUCAAGGGUUUUUGUUUUCUGAUAAAUCUUGCCCAAGUUUGAACAGUGAUGCCUGAAGAACUCCAAGGGUGUGAAUGAAUGGGGGGAUCAAGGUACCUUCUAAGGUGCAUGGCUGAGCAGUUUCCCAUUAAACCCCACACAGGGGCUUGGGCUGCAGCUGGGAGAGAGACCUCGCCCUAAGCCCUGAAGCUGCUACGGUUGGCAGCGAGGCACCUCUCCCUACCGGCCCCAGAGGGAGCAGUUGCGGGGAGGGGAGAAGGGCCCCUCCCUGCCAGUCCCCACAUGGAGCUGCCCAUACCAGCAGUCCAGAGCCUGGACUCCCUCCUUGUACACCAAUCCCUAGGCCUGAGCCCCUUUCCAAACUUGAAGACCCCUGUUGCAUCCCAAGCCCCUCAUUCCUGGACCCACCCAGGAAUUGGAGCCCUCACCCCCUCCUACAUGCCAAACCCCUGCCUCAACCUGCAGCCCCCUUCUGUAUUCUGAAACCCUCAGUCCCAGUCCACUCUUGCACUCCAUACCUCACACCUCUGACCCCAUGGCAGAGCCCUUGCACCCCAACCCUCUGUUUUAGCCCUGCACCUCUUCAUUCUACCCCAGAGCCAUCACCCCCAGCUGCAGCCUUCAUACCCUGGGACCCCAACCCUCUUCCCCAGGCCUAAACCCCCUUCUACACUCAGAGCCCUUUGGCCCUACUCCGGCCACAGGAGUUUUGUUAUGUGUACCAAUAUGAAGGUGAUAUAUCACACAUCACUCCACAUUAGUGCACAUGACAAAAUUCAAUCUGCUCAGGGGGUGGAAAAAUUAGAGCGAACACUGGAAAAAGGGCCAAACAUUCCAAUAACUGACACUAUAAUUUUUUUCUUGAAAUUGUGAAUUUUUCCUAAGAGACUUGCUUAGGCUUAAGAUGCUGCUGGACAAAUGUUCACAUACACUUGGUGUGGUCUAGCAUUGCAAUCUUCAUUAAAAGUUGUCAAACACAGCCUUGACUAUAACAGUUUUCAAAUGAUUUAUAAGUUGGGGCUUGCUAUGGGAGCUAUGUAUUUGAGCGGUGGAGGUGUACUUAUGACCAGUCAGUGUAUACCUUGUAAAAACAGGAUUUUGGGGUUGGGGAAGAAUAGGAUUAUUUCCACGGAUUUUUGCUGGGAGUUCUAUUAUUCAUGCGCUUUGAUAAUCACACUCUCUCUCUCUCUCUCUCUCUCUCUGUCUCUCUCUCCUGUGUUUCUGUAAUAUAUCCACAGCAAGCUCUGAAGUUGGUAUAUUGGAGGUUGCUGAGGGUAGCCAAAAAUGAGGCAGUUGUCAUUAGCUGGUUUUCCUUUAUAUCAUAAAAAUGUGGACUGAGUUCUGACAUAACUUGGUUUCUCUGCAGACUGUAACAGAACAGAGUGAAGUCUUCUCCAGGUUUAAAACUUUGUGGAAAAGUCUCUUGAAGAUAUUAAGUAAAUUAUGUUUUAGUGACUGGCUGUCAUGGUGUUACAAGUCUAUUUGAAUAGACUCCGUAAUCUGUGUGGGUUGGCAGGGGUAGGGAGUAUAAGUGAAAUCUAAUGUGCAAGCAGAUGGGGAAAUCCUGAUAAAGGUAGAAAUUAAUUUCACAUGCUUCUUGCACCAAAUUGAGCUUUGGUAGACAAGAGAAAUUUUGCUAUCAUCAAAGAAGGAUUGUUCUUGGUCUUAAAAUCUUGCGGUAUUGGCAGAACUCUAGUAACUUAUGUCAGAGCCUAUGACUUUUUUUUGCAGAUUGUUAAAUGUUCUCCAAAAGUUUUAAAAGGACACUAUCUGGAGAAAGCCCUUUUCGGAAGGGUGACUGGAGAGUGGCUUUACUUUGUCUCAUUCUUCAGACUGCACAGGGGAGCGUCUUCCUUUUUGCUUCUGAUGGAUGAUUAAUUGAAAGUUUAAUGAGGUUUAAGCAGAUCAGUCUAAUUUGCUUGGGGCCCAAAAUAUAAAUGUUGUAAGACACUUGUACCAAAAAUAAUCCCUACCUAAGACCAACAGAGAGAUAGUAAGGGUUGUUUGUUUGUUUUUUAAGUCUACUGAAAACAGUUUCGCUUUUUUAAACAAAUGCCCCCUGCAGUGCUUAGAAUUCAAACAAUAAAACUCAAACAGAAAAAUGAAACUGACUAAAGACCAAUGUUGCAAACUGCUCAUUGUCCAAACACAACAUAAAUAGCGGAAAGUAAAAUUAGAUUAAAAAACUAGAAGAACAUUAAAAGCCAGAAUGCUAAAGUAGAAGGAAAUAUAUUUAAAAUACAAUGUAAGUUGAUAGUACUGCUGUAAAUGUAUGACAUCCCUUGGAAAUGCAGGGUGUUCCCCAGCUGCUGCUUAGACAGGAAGGGCAGUGGCUUGGCCUAACAAUACUGAUCUUGUUCUUUUAAGGCAACUGAAUCUUAAGGCCCCAAUCCUGCUGGCUAAUUGUCGUAGGUACACUCUUGCACUAAUGCAGUGCCCCUCUGAAGUCAGUGGGGUUCUGAGGGUGCAAGGCCUCUGUCUACAUGGAUCCAUUUGUAGGGUCAGCUCGUGAAAUUUUACAGUACACAUUAUGAAACUCUAAGUUCCCAUGUCCAUUUCAUUUCCUGUAUGCUAAUUAGAUGUUCCCCAAGCUGAGUGUGUUCUAAAGAGAAAGUUUAAUAUUCACUUUAAUUGUCUGGCACUGAUUUGUUUUCAUUUUCUUUUGGGGGACAGGGAAGGAGGAGUCCUCUGAUUAUUAAUUGCCUAUGGUGCUUGAUGAGACACAUGAUUGGAAUCUGGUAUGUGAUGAUGACUGGAAAGCUCCCUUAACUGCCUCCUUGUUUUUUGUGGGUGUACUGGUUGGAUCCUUCAUAUCAGGACAGCUCUCAGACAAGUUUGGCAGGAAGAAAGUUCUGUUUGCGACCAUGGGGGUGCAAACCGGCUUCAGCUUCCUGCAGGUCUUCUCUACCAGCUGGGAGAUGUUUUCAGUGCUCUUUGUCAUAGUCGGCAUGGGACAGAUCUCUAACUAUGUGGCAGCUUUUGUACUUGGCACAGAAAUUCUUGGCAAAACAGUUCGUAUUAUAUUCUGCACAUUAGGCGUUUGCAUAUUUUAUGCAAUUGGCUACAUGUUGCUGCCACUGUUUGCUUACUUCAUCAGAGACUGGCGGAUGCUGCUUCUGGCUCUUACUUUACCUGGGCUACUUUGCAUUCCACUGUGGUGGGUUGUUCCAGAAUCUCCUCGCUGGCUAAUCUCUCAAGGAAGAUUACAAGAGGCAGAAAUCAUCAUCCGAAAGGCCGCAAAAACAAAUGGUAUUACAGCCCCAGAUGUAAUAUUUGACCCUAUGGAGCUGCAGGAAAUGACUUCUCAGAAGCAGCAGACACACACCAUUUUGGACCUAGUGAGGACCCAAAAUAUCCGAUUUGUCACUAUUAUGUCAGUGAUCCUUUGGAUGAUAAUCUCUGUGGGCUACUUUGGCCUCUCACUUGACACUCCUAACUUGCAUGGAGAUGCCUAUGUAAAUUGUUUCCUCUCUGCGGUUAUCGAAGUCCCCGCCUAUGUUAUAGCCUGGGUGCUUCUCCGAAAUCUCCCCCGACGGUAUUCGAUGGCUGCUGCGUUAUUCCUGGGAGGCUGCGUCCUUCUCUUCAUUCAGCUGGUCCCUGCACACCUUCAUGUCCUGUCCAUUAUCUUGGUGAUGCUGGGUAAAUUUGGGAUUACAUCUUCCUUUUCAAUGGUUUAUGUUUACACUGCUGAGCUGUACCCAACAGUCGUGAGGAAUAUGGGAGUUGGAGCUAGUUCUAUGGCCUCCAGAUUGGGCAGCAUCCUCUCGCCUUACUUUGUUUACCUUGGUGCCUAUGACCGAUUCCUGCCUUACAUCCUUAUGGGAAGCCUCACUGUGCUGACAGGAAUCCUUACUCUGUUUCUCCCAGAAAGCUAUGGCACACCUCUCCCAGACACCAUAGAACAGAUGCUGAGGGUUAAAGGACUCAAGCACAGACAUACAUCUAAUAGCACCAGGGUUUCAAAGGAUGAAGAGGAAAACCCAGCAAUUCUUAAAAGCACAUCUUUUUGAUGACACUACAUUGUACACUUCAUGAUGGACUGAAAAGUGAACUGACUUUUCAUUUAAUUUUCCUUCCAGAAAGGGUUAGCAGCAACACUUUGUCCUGUAAUUAUAAACUUAUUUAUUAAAUGAAAUACUGUUUUCCAAAAAAGAUGUAGAUACUGCAAAUCCCUGUGUUGAGAUCUCCAGCCACAAUAAUUUAAUGUCAGUAACUCAGAACUAUAUUGGACAAAUGCAGUUUAUAAUUUUAUGAGACUAUGACACUCUUACUGUAGACCUCACUCUCUGAAAGGUGCUUGUCAAUAAGAGCUGACGGAUUGACUUCAGUCCUUAAGGAACUUAAGAUAAUGCAUGUUAACAAGAGUUAAAAAUUGCCAGCUCUUUCCAAAUUAUAAGACGAGGCUGCCUGUGAUGCUGAAUUUCUCAACAUGUGCACACGUGCACACACACCCAUAUCUGCCCCCAGGCAAGCCGGUUGUUAUAAAGUAACAAAGUUUGUGAAAAGAUCUAGCCUGGCAAUUUUAUAUCAUGACAUAAAUAGUACACAGGGGGCUUUGCACAUGCGUAAUUCCUGAACAACUCCAGGGAUGAAACAAAGAAAAACUUUGGAAAAAAAUGAAUUUGAAAACUUGACUUUAUUUUAGCUGGAAAUGGAUUGAGAUUUUCAUGCACAAAUCAUUUGUAAUUAAGUUUUGGUAGCAAAAUAAUUCUGAUUGUUGGAAAUACCUUUUUAAUAUGACCACAGGGUGAAGCUGUUUACAUCUGAUAUUGGGGUGCAUCCUAGAUGUUUAUUUAUUUUUAACACUAUAAAUAGGUUUCAUCGGUAUUUCUUUUAUCCUUUUAGGAUACAGUAUAUAAGCUAAUCCCGCUAAAUUCUGCACCGUUUGAUUGGGGGCAGUAUGUCUGUUUUCAAAACUUUUUAUUUCUUGUUUUACUCUUUUUUGUCAGUUUCCUCACAAUAUAGAGCUAAAUUCUACUCUCUGGUGUCUCUUUGCACCCACAUAGAAUGACUGCAGUGAGAUUACAUGGGUGUCGUUGAGACCGACAUUUAGUCUCAGGUCCUGGCCACAAGCUCUUACCUAAGAGCCAUGAAUGUCAUUUUACGCGUUCUGUUUUCUCACUAAUAUCAUGGAACCAGUGAAUGUUUUUAAAGCGUAAAUGCCAAGAAAUCGUGUUGAAAAUCUGCCAAGAGCCAAUUCUUUUGAUCACAGAAGCUGCCUUGGUAGCAGUUGUGUGUCUUUCAGGAAAACUUCUGUUUUUCUUUCAUUUGGGCACAUUUUUUCACACUGGGAGAGGUUUAAGAAGUUAAUUUCAUGAAGCAUUCUGUGGUAUUUAAAUUUGUUUGGAAUGGUUUAAUAAAUAGACUUACAUGCCAGUGAUCAAAACAGUUAAAAGUUUUUCUUUCUGGAAAAUCAGCUGUUUACAAAUGUUUAACAUUUUACUACUGUGUUAAAUUUAGUAGCAGCUAAUUAUCUUGAUUGCCAGUGUGCCUUCCUCUCUCCCUGCAGACCAUGCUGUAGCAGCAGGUUUGGCACCAGAUCCUCUUGCCUUACAGAUGUAUUUUGUAGACCUCUCUCUCUUUAUUACCUUUGUCACAUACUGCACUGUGCUGGGGAGGGGUGAGGGGGAGUGAGCGCUGAUCCUGACCUGGUCCUGUAGUUCUGCAUGUCCACGGUUAAAAGUGUGAGAUUUGAUGUAGCUUAUCCCUUUAUUAAAUCUCUUAUCAGAUGUGCAAUUGGUAGCUCUUUAAUCAUCUGAUGGAAGUAACUAGACAUUGUCAAGUGUUACUGGAUUUGGGGGCAUAAAACCGAUAAAUUAUCCUGUGGUAAAAGGGAGCUGCAAGUAACAUGCAAGGCCCUAUUAACCUUUAAAGAUAGAUUUGUUGUUUCAUGCUCCUCCCUUAAACAUUCCCUUGUCCUGUUAGGGCCAUUAUGAGAUCUGGAGUAAGUUUUGCAAAAUUGACAUGGGUCUACACCAUACUCUACACCGGUCUCAGCUCACAUACCACUGCCUUAUAAAAUCCACUUGUCAGGGACUUGUCACUAUCAAGGCAAGAGCGACUCCUUUGAGUCUGCUUUGGCUCACUCUGGUUACAGUGUUUUGACUCUGUUUGCAUUUUCCCCUCAUAAGCACUGUACUUUGCAACAUUCCUACCACAAACAAACAUUCUGUAUCACUUCGAGCCUAUGUAUACAGUUUGCACUGGGGGAGUAAUGCCCAACUCUAGGAAAUGUGCCUGCUUUAGCUAGCAGAGGGCUAGCAUGCUAAAAAUAGCGUAGCCACAACAUGGUUACACAAUAUGGUUAGCCACAGGAGGGCUAACGGCACCAAACACAUGGAAUUUUAGUGCCAAGUCAAAGUGUAGACAUACUGCCUUUCUGUGUCUAUGUGAACUUUCUCCUAUGCAUGAGAUCAUUGAAAUCUGUUCUAAAAUAUAACUUGAAAUCUUAUAGCACAUGUGCUUUUAGUUGAUGCCUAAUCUAAAACUGGGAUAAACUCCUGGCCAAGGUCUGAAAUGCCCUUAACACCUCAUUUAGCUGUUGCUUUUCUCCAUUGAUUUAUUCUAAGUCACUUGACAGUGAGUUUUUCUUUCUUGAAUUUUUAAACAUUCCAGUGUUUACUGAGCAAUCUUAAGAGUAAUGGUUGAGCCACAUGAAUGGGGAAUUUCUCUGUUGUGAUGCAAGUCAGAUAAAUCAUGGCAACAAUGAACAAUUCUGAUGACACAGCAUGUAUUUUAAUGCACACUAGUCUUCUAAAAAUGGAAACUAUAACACAAAAUAUCAUCCAUGCGUCUGCAGUGUAUAUGGAUAUUUCUAUUAGUCUGAGUCACAAUUAACAGUUUACCCUAUGUACUGUUUUCACAAUUGGUUUUGUCACUCCAUAGCACAACCCAUGUGGGUUAUUUUUCUGUAUGACUCAGUGGAUUCUCUGAUCUUGAAAACAAUGUACUCAUUUUACUAAAAAUUACAUUGAAAAUGAUUACCUGAACCUACAGUGACCCCGUUAAUGGGAAUAGCAAGUAAAGUCUGGAGGUGCUUAGCAUAAUUGGUGGCACCAUAUCAUACCUAAACUUUGGCAGAGUCAUUUUGAGUGCUACAUAGCUUCAAGAGACACACUUAAUAGUGGUCUUUAAAGAUUCUGUUCGCCUGUCACUAGUUUGUAAUGUUUUGUAGGUUACGGUGGCAUUGAGACCUUCUGAAUUGCUCCAGUCUGAAUGUAACAUUUUUGCAAAGUCAGGUUUUGGGAAUAUUCCGUCCUUUCUAAAGAAACCAGCAUGUAAAUUUAACAGAAGCCUCCCUCCUUCCACGAAUCACUUUCUAAACUGGAAAGGCCCUAUAAAAGUAACAUUAGAACACAGGGUCCUUUAGUACCAGGUGGGGUUCCGAGGUGAUGUUAUCAAAGUGAAUCGUGUAGUUGCAGCUGCUAUUGUGUGAAGAUUUUUUUAAAUUCUAGUUUUUCAUUUGUACAAGCACAUUAGUUAGCAGCAGAACAUAAACAUGUACAGUUAAAGUCAUCUUUAUAGCUACCUCAGUUAAUAACUGAGGGCCCUGUUCUGUCACCCUUACCAUAUUCUGUGAGUAGUCUUACUAUUUUCAAAGGAUUAUGGUACUGCUCGUUGGAAGGAUGGCAGACUCUACCCCUGAAUGAGGGGCUAUGCUAAGAUGGUAAAUCCACUGUAAUAUUUACACCAGGAUAGCAUACAAAAUGAAAUCAGGAUGCUUUAGAAAAUUCAGAAUGGUUCACACAUUCUUUUCUUCAUCUGCUGGGAAUUGCUGCCUGCCUGUAUGGUAUGUAAGAUUCCUAGCUCAUAGAAAACCCCCAUCAUUUAUAUUAUCUUCUAUAUGAGAGACAUGGCCUAAUGGUCACAAGUACAAGGGCUAGGCACCAGGAAUGACUGGGUUUAGUUCUGGCUCUGAGAUUGACCCCCUUCUUCACUUUGAACAAGUCACUUUAGCCUUGGUACCUCAGUUUCCCAGUUCAUGACAUGAAGAUAACACCACUUCUCAAGGGUGUUGGAGUUAACGAAUGUUUGUGAAGAGUUAUGGAAAUGCUCAGGUUGAUUACCUGCCAUUCCCGAGCACUAGUUAGAAUUGGUAGCUUUACUUCCGAAUCUGGCUGUGAAUUUAACAUUAUAAUAUAUAGUGCUGAUUUUAUGUGUUGUUCUGUAGCACCUUCUGCCAGCUGAUCUCAGAGCACUUGUGACAUUAGCUUCACCAGUGCUGGUACCUCCUUUCGCACUCCUAAACUACAGAUUGGGAAAGAGAGGCACAAAGUGGAGGUGGCUGGGGCCGCAUAGAAAGUCUGUUUCAGAGACUGGUGUAGAACCUGGGUUUUCUGGUCUCCAAUCCUUUGGACAGGGCUGCCUUUGUGAAUGCAGGCUACAUUUAAAAUGUACAUUAUUCUUCCAAACGUGGUGAGACUAUCAUCUUUCAAUAGACUUUAAUUUGAUCAGAGGAUCCAUAAUAAUACUACUGCCAUGGUGCAGAUGUCUUGGAAACUGCUUGCCAUCGCUGUGGUAGGUGCCUAGCUUAACAUCUUUUAUGCCCUUGCCCCAAGUGGCUCAUCCAUUAUUAUAAAUUGCUCUCUGAGGCCCUAAGCCUGCAAGCACUUCUGCACAUGAGUAGCUUGGCUCACCCGAGUAGUCCUAUUGAACUCCAUGAAACACCUCCUGUGAAUCAUGUUGUGUGUGUUACUAGUUAUAGGAUUGAGCCGUAAAACUUGAAAGGCGUAGAAAUUAUUUGAUCUCAACAUGAAAUCAACUUAGAUAACCUAGUGCCUUGCUUGCAAAUGCAUCUUGGGGCACUUUAAUAUACCACUUAUGCCUAGGGCCUUGUAUAGAGAGAGCCAAAUAUUUUCAGAAUCAAAGAGUGGUUUCUCUUCUGAAUGUAAAUAUUAUUAAAUUACUUGAUUCUUAAAAUCAUUUUCCUGUAAAAAUUGUGAUACGAUUAUUUGUAAAAUUCUGAAUAAAAUCAUUCAA
Messenger RNA from Pelodiscus sinensis (Chinese soft-shelled turtle), 10418 nucleotides. Lineage: Eukaryota; Metazoa; Chordata; Testudines; Trionychidae. The record is from RefSeq and is a predicted model, not a curated record.